CAGCACAGGACCUGCAGCACCAAAGCACAGGCCCCAAAGCACAGGCCCAGAUAAAGGAGUAACUCCCUCCUAGGGUAGCAGUAGUAGGCAUUUAUCCUUCACAUGCACCGACAAUUAGUGGGGAACAGACACUCCCUUCACAAGCACAUUCAUCCCCCAUGCGUGGCUGGGGGCACAGGCCUGAGAUCGGCUGCUUCAGGUGCACAUAGGCCAGGGGAGCCGAAGCUUGGCUGGAAAUCUGCCCUCCAAAUGUGGAGUCCUGUCUGACUCUCCCAGUGGGAUAGACUGUGUGCAGUGGGCUUUCUGGGGAGAGCAAAGACAGGUGGGGCCCUGUUGCCAGGAGGAGUUUGUAGUAGGUCCCCUGCGGGUACAAGUGAGUGGGUGAGCUGUAAUACCAGGGGCUGCUAUGACCUGGGGGGGUGUCACACGCCAGGGCAUUGGUUCAUCACCUGGCUGGGUAACUCCACUUGCUCUGGUUUCUCCUCUGCUCUGCACGCAGACUCUGAAAACCAUGGAUGAGAUGCUGAAGGCCUUGGUGUGCAAGGAUCAGGAGCCCAACCUUCUGGCGCUGCAAAUCAUCUUGAAGGUCCUGCUCCCCUGGACUACAUCCAAGGAGGUGCAUGAGCGGCUGAGGGCAGUGGGAAGGAUCACCUGGCUUAUGGAAUUCAUGGGGUCUCAGUGCAAAUUCCAGGAAGUGGAGGAGUUCAGCGUCCUGGGCCAGCUGGUGGGGUGUCUCACUCUGUGCUGUGCGGAGCUGGAGCAGGAGAUCUGGCAAUUGGCUGUGGAGGGCCUUCACCACGUCUACUCCUUCAUGCUGCAGCUAAAAUGUAAGAGCACUGGAGACCCUUGUCCUUCCUAAAUACACUGACAUGGGGUUUCCAACAUGAAAAACAUAUUUAUUGAACACUUCCACCUUUUCUGCAACCUUUUAA
Molecule: messenger RNA, 932 nt
Organism: Mauremys mutica (yellowpond turtle)
Lineage: Eukaryota; Metazoa; Chordata; Testudines; Geoemydidae
Product: maestro heat-like repeat family member 5
Exons: 3
Coding region: 407-859 (150 amino acids)
Cellular component (GO): cytoplasm
Source: RefSeq, a predicted model, not a curated record